AUGCCCUCUGCCGCCUGCACCCAGCUGGAGCCGUGGGCCCCCCAUGCGCCGCCCCCGCUGCCGCCCUCUAUGUUCUACGUGGGCUUGUUCUUCGUCAACCUGCUGAUUCUCUACUACGCUUUCCUGCUGGAGUACAUCGCCCUCAACGUCGGCAUCGUCUUCCUGCCCGAGGACAUGGACCAGGCCCUGGUGGAUCUCGGGGUGGUCUCCGACCCGGCUCUGGGACUCUACGAGCUGGACAGCGAGGUGGAAGUGCUGGACGGCUACUGGGAAUAA
Podarcis lilfordi (Lilford's wall lizard) is the source of this 276-nucleotide messenger RNA. The record is from the annotation of a GenBank genome assembly. Lineage: Eukaryota; Metazoa; Chordata; Lepidosauria; Squamata; Lacertidae.